Molecule: messenger RNA, 966 nt
Organism: Aureobasidium namibiae CBS 147.97
Lineage: Eukaryota; Fungi; Ascomycota; Dothideomycetes; Dothideales; Saccotheciaceae
Product: mitochondrial carrier
Exons: 4
Coding region: 1-966 (321 amino acids)
Biological process (GO): transmembrane transport
Source: RefSeq, a predicted model, not a curated record
AUGGCCGGAUCUGGAGUAACACCGUCUAAGCCGUGGGACGGUACGAAAGAAUGGCUGUCACAACCGGUAGUCGCAUCCUUCAUUGCUGGAGGUAUGGCCGGCGCCGUGUCACGAACAGUCGUGUCGCCGCUUGAGCGCCUGAAGAUCCUCUUUCAGAUUCAGAGCGUUGGCCGCGAAGAAUAUAAAAUGUCAAUAGGCAAGGCUCUAGGCAAGAUGUGGCGCGAAGAAGGCUUCCGUGGCUUCAUGGCAGGCAAUGGCACAAACUGCAUUCGCAUCGUCCCUUAUUCGGCUGUGCAGUUUGGCAGUUACAAUUUUUACAAGCGUUUCUUUGAGGAUACCCCUGGUGCACCUCUAAGUGCUCUCCAGCGCCUGUCGUGUGGUGCCAUCGCUGGUAUCACCUCAGUGACGUUAACCUACCCACUCGAUAUCGUCCGAACACGACUCUCAAUCCAGUCAGCCUCAUUCGCAGGGCUAGAAAAAGCAGAAGCUGGAAAAAAACUACCAGGCAUGUGGCCGACACUGGUCAAGAUGUACAAAACAGAAGGCGGCUUCUUCGCUCUCUACCGCGGUAUAGUCCCAACGGUCGCUGGUGUUGCGCCAUACGUUGGAUUAAAUUUCAUGGUCUACGAAUCUGUUCGUGAAGCAUUUACGCCAGAGGGCUCGGACAACCCAAGUUCUAUUGGAAAGUUGGGUGCGGGUGCCAUUUCAGGAGCCGUAGCGCAAACAUGCACAUAUCCUUUUGACUUGCUUCGACGCAGAUUUCAGAUCAACACCAUGUCAGGAAUGGGCUACCAGUACAAAUCCAUCUUCGACGCCGUCAGAGUUAUUGUCAAGCAUGAAGGUAUCAAGGGUUUGUACAAGGGUAUUGCACCUAACCUCCUCAAGGUCGCUCCUAGUAUGGCUAGCAGUUGGCUGAGUUUCGAGCUCACACGCGAUUUCUUCGUUGGUCUCAAACCAGAAGUCUGA